AUGGAGCGGAUUCUAAAUGAAUUUGGAUAUAAUCCAAGUGUUUAUUGGUUGGAGCCUGUUAUAUCGUUUGACUUCGACAACUCCUCAGAUUUGCAGCUUGACUUUCCUAUUACUCUGAAGGCUUUCCUGUUUUGUAGUUUUGAAAAGAUUGAGAAAGCUCCCAUUACAUACUAUAACCCCAAUCAUUCGCUUUUCUUUUUCUAUCUCAAGCAUGGGAAGCCUCAGUACCAAACUUGGAGUUCAAAGAAAUUUUCUGCAAUUAAAGUUAUUGGUCUAAUUGAAACCGAAAGUUUUAUCAGUGUUCAUUUCAAAGCAGUUCGAGGAUCAAGGAAUUCAGUCUUUGAGUUCACACUCGCUGACUUACCAUGUUUAAAUCUGUAUGAUUGUAUUUCCUUGUUUUCUCUUUUGUCAAAGGAUGCAUAG
This is a messenger RNA of Lactuca saligna, 423 nucleotides long. NCBI's taxonomy places the organism in Eukaryota, Viridiplantae, Streptophyta, Magnoliopsida, Asterales, Asteraceae. The record is from the annotation of a GenBank genome assembly.